AUGCUUUUCUGCACCAUUAACGAUUUCCCGGCGUACGGUAACUUAUCUGGGUAUAAGAAUAAAGGUAAGAAAGCAUGUCCGAUAUGUAUGCAUGACAUGGAAUCCACAUUCAUUCCUAAUUGCAAACAUGUCUACAUGCCCCACCGAAAGUUCUUACGACCCGACCAUCCUUUUCGUAAGAAGAAGAAGGCAUUUUAUGGGUCUGUUGAAGAGGGUGUAGCUCGUAGACCAUUGACUGGUAAAGAGGUUUAUGAGCAACUAAAGGGUGUUGAAACGAUCUUUGGUAAAACAAUGAAAGAGAAGAAAGGAUUAUGGAAAAAGGAGUCUGUCUUUUGGACACUCCCUUACUGGAAAGACCUAAAGGUUCGACAUUGUCUCGACGUCAUGCAUAUAGAAAAAAAUGUAUGCGAUGCUAUUCUUGCGACGCUUAUGAAUAUUCCCAAUAAGACAAAGGAUAACAAGGUCUCACGAUUGUACUUGGAAGAAAAGGAGUUCGCCAGAGUGGCUCAGGACAAGAAAGGUAAGAAGAGGAAGAAAUCAGAAAAAGAAACAAAUAUUGAGGAAGACAAUAAGGGGAAAGAAUCAGAAGAAAACAGAAAUCUCGAGAAAGUUAAGGUUCCGUCGGGGUACGCAUCUAAUAUGAAAAGAUUUGUAUCUUUGAAUGGCGAGUUAAAAUUAGGGUUUAUGAAAUCUCAUGAUUGCCAUGUUAUGAUGCAAGUAUUUUUACCGAUUGCUAUUCGUGGGAUACUACCAAAACAUGUGAGCAAAGUGCUUGAUCCGACAAGACUUGAUGCUCUUCAAGCUGAUGUGGUAGAGACUCUUUGCAAGUUUGAAAUGUAUUUCCCACCUGCAUUCUUUGACAUAAUGGUUCAUCUUAUCGUCCAUCUAGUUCGUGAAAUAAAGCUUUGUGGUCCAGUGUUUUUGAGGUGGUGUUAUCCUUUUGAAAGACGAAUGGGUACUUUACAAGAUAAAGUGAGGAAUCCUGCACAACCUGAAGCUAGUAUCAUUCAAGGCACCGUGGGCGAUGAAGUUGGUAAUUUUGUAGCCGAGUAUUUGGCUAGUGCUGAACCUAUCGGACUUCCUACAUCUCGACAUGAUGGAAGACUUGAAGGCCACGGUACGAUUGGCUCAAAAUUAGUCACACCGCCAAGGGAUAGGCGCCUACAAGAACACUUAUAUGUGUUGCAUCACGUUGCAGCAGUGCAUUCGUAUUUGGCUGAGCAUAUGGAGGUGCUACGAGCUGAAAAUCCUUCCAAAGGGGAUAGGGCAUUGAUCCAGUUGCACAAUAAGACGUUUAUUGAUUGGUUUCAUGAUCGAGUAAUAUGUCAACAACAAGAUGAUGUAUCUGAAACUAUUAAGUGGUUAGCAUUUGGUCCUCGUGAAGCUAUCAACAAAUAUGAGGGGUAUGAUAUCAACGGAUUUACAUUUUGGAGUGAAGGUCAAGAUGAAAAGUCAUCAUCACUGCAAAGUAGUGGUGUUUCCGUUUUGGCGUCAUCUACAUUUUAUGCGAGCGCUAAGGAUCGGAAUCCGGUGGAUGCCAAACUGUUACACUAUGGGCGAAUUCAAGAAAUAUGGGAGCUUAACUACUCUAGUUUCAAGGUUGGUCUGUUCUGUUGCAAAUGGAUAGGUAAUAAUCGACGUUUUGUAAGAAAGGAUGACCCUUGUGGAUUCACUCUUGUAGACUUGGGUCAUUUGCGUGAAAGUGACGAGCCAUUUAUACUUGCAACACAUGCUAAGCAAGUAUUCUAUGUAAGAGACCUUGCUGAUCAUAAGUGGUGUAUUGUUGUACCGGGAAAAAGAAGUAUCCUUGGCAUUGGCGAUGUUGAUGAUGAGGAAGAAUAUGAUGCUUUUGAUGAUAGCCCGCCUUUCAUCAAUCCCAAAAUCGAUGUAACACGCGAUGCAGAUGUCGACACAAAUUAUAUGCGUCUUGAGUUCUAUGCUCAAAUGUUUCUUUUGAAAUUUGUGGCUUUCGUGAUUCUGAAAAAGCUGGAAAAAGGUGUAGAUGGGCUAUUUGAUAGCUUUGCAAGGUUAGAUUCGCGCAUCUCAAGCGUUGGACAGAGUGCAGCUAAAAUUGGAGAUCAUCUACAGGUUAGUGCCAUUUUCUUGAAAGCUAUGUUUUAUGUAUCUCCUGGUAAUGCAACAAUCCAGCUUGAUAAGCCUAAUAAAUGUUGGCCUAAAAGAUUCAUUCCAUAA
Molecule: messenger RNA, 2193 nt
Organism: Beta vulgaris subsp. vulgaris (sugar beet)
Lineage: Eukaryota; Viridiplantae; Streptophyta; Magnoliopsida; Caryophyllales; Amaranthaceae
Exons: 5
Coding region: 1-2193 (730 amino acids)
Source: RefSeq, a predicted model, not a curated record